Messenger RNA from Dioscorea cayenensis subsp. rotundata (Guinea yam), 1188 nucleotides. RefSeq lists its product as uncharacterized. The transcript has a single exon. Lineage: Eukaryota; Viridiplantae; Streptophyta; Magnoliopsida; Dioscoreales; Dioscoreaceae. The record is from RefSeq and is a predicted model, not a curated record. Bases 1 to 1188 code for a protein of 395 amino acids.
AUGUGGAUAAACCUCACAUCAAGAGCAAGUGAAGAGUAUAUAAAUGGGGUCACCAAUUUCUUAGAUUUUGCCUUUGCCAAAUUAUCCGAAGAUGGUAAAAUUUGGUGUCCUUGUGUUAAAUGUGUGAACACAUAUAGAGUGUCCAGAAGAGAAGCAUUUGAUCACAUUAUUUGUGAUGGCUUUCUUAAAGGAUAUGUUCGAUGGAUUUUUCAUGGGAAAACCAUGGAAGUAGCUACUUCUACUGUUAUAAGUAAUGAAGAAGAAAUAGUGUUUGAUAAUGAUAUUCAUGAGUUAUUGCAUGACAUGAUGGCCGAAGAAGAUAUGAAUGCUGAUGUCCAUAUUAUGCAAUCAGAAGACAGUCACUGGGGCCAACAUUAUACUCACAGAAUUCAUAGUGACAAUUUUUAUAACUUGCUUAAAGAUGCUAAGGUGGAAUUAUAUCCGGGUUGCAAGAAUUUCACAAAAUUCUCUUUUGCUAUCUAUUUGUUCCACAUUAAAUGUUUUAAUGGGUGGACUAACAAAUCCUUUAGUGCAUUACUAGAGCUGCUGAAACUUGUUUUACCGGAAGGUAAUACAUUGCCAAGGUCAUAUCAAGAACUAAAAAAGAUGAUUUCCGCAUUAAGUUUGGGUUAUGAAAAAAUUCAUGCUUGUCCCAAUGAUUGCAUACUAUUUUGGAAGGAGAAUGCAAAUGAAGAUAAAUGCACAAAAUGUGGAGCUUCAAGAUGGAAAGAGAACUUGAAUGUUGGAAAAAGUGAUUCUGAAGAUGCUUUCACAAAAAAGAAAAAGAAAGCUGCCAAAAUAUUACAAUGGUUUCCUCUUAUUCCAAGAUUACAAAGGUUAUUUAUGUCUUCAAAAACUGCUUCUCUAAUGACUUGGCAUGAACAUGAACGCACCAAAGAUGGAUGCCAAAGACAUUCUGCAGAUUCUCAAUCUUGGAAAGAAUUAGAUUCUCGAUAUCCUCAAUUCUCCUCUGAUCCUCGUAGUGUUCAGUUGGGAUUAGCUUCUGAUGGUUUCAAUCCAUUCAAAACUAUGACUAUUGUUCACAGUGCUUGGCAUGUUAUCUUGAUACCUUAUAAUUUACCUUUAUGGAUGUGUAUGAAGCAGUCAAACUUUAUUCUUUCCUUGCUUAUUCCUGGUUCAAAAAGGACCUGGAAACAAUAUAGAUGUAUACUUGCAAACGUUGAUUGA